AUGACCCACGACGUGAACAUUUCAUCUCGCAACCUCUUCUCGGAUGCUUCUGGUUUUUUUACCGCACCUUAUGGAGAAUACUUUAAGUUCAUGAAGAAACUCAUUGUUACAAAUAUGUUCGGGCCCCAAGCAUUAGAGCAUUCGCGAAGCAUCCGCGCGGAUGAGCUCGAGAGGUCAUACAUGAACCUGGUCGAUAAGGCGAAGAAGAAAGAGAGCGUUGACAUUAAGAAGGAAGCCAUGGAGCUCAUAGGCAACAUCAUUUGCAGGAUGAGCUUCGGAAGGAGGUUUACAGAGGAGAUUGGCGAGGCGGAUAGUGUCCAAGGUUCGGUUAUCAAGUCAAGUGGUACGAAGAAGAAGAUGAUUUUGGAAAUCUUGUUUUUUUUUGAAAUCUUGUUGUUUAGACAGGUAGAGAAGCUUGGAAUUUCAUUAUUCAAGAAGGAUAUAACGGCCGUUUUAAAAAAACUCAACGAGCUGCUAGAGAAGAUUCUGUUGGAACACAAAGAGAAACCAAACAUGAAUGGAUAUAACGAUAUGAUGGACGUGUUGUUAUCAGUUUACGAAGGCGAAAACGCAGAUUACAAGAUCACUAAAAACCACAUCAAGGCAUUUUUCGUGGAGCUUAUUUUUGGAGGCAUUGAUACCAACGUGAUCACAAUACAAUGGACAAUGGCAGAGAUCGUUAACAACCCGAUUAUUAUGGAGAGAUUGAGAGAAGAAAUCGAUUCCGUUGUAGGGAAAUCAAGAUUGAUUCAGGAAACGGAUCUACCAAACCUCCCUUACUUGCAAGCUGUCAUCAAAGAAGGACUAAGAUUGCACCCGCCAGUGCCUCAAAUACUAAGGGAGUUUCAACAAGGAUGUAAGAUAGGAGGGUUCUUUGUACCGGAGAAAACGAAACUUAUAGUUAACCUCUAUGCUGUGAUGAGAGAUCCGGAUUUCUGGGAAGACCCUCUUGAGUUCAAGCCGGAGAGGUUUUUAACUUCUUCAAGAUCAGGGCAAGAAGAGGAGAGAAAUGAGCAAGCAAUGAAGUAUCUUCCUUUUGGUGGCGGUAGGAGAGGAUGUCCUGCAUCAAAACUAAGUUAUAUGGCACUAGGAACAACAAUAGGAAUGAUGGUGCAGUGCUUUGAGUGGAGAAUCAUAGGAGAGAAGGUCAACAUGGAUGACCGGUAUAAAUGUUUCAGCAAAACCAUGGCACAUCCUCUUACGUUGACUCCUGUUACUCGACUAUCAAACCUUGAAUUGAAAAAUUUAGUGAAUUUGCAGACAUAA
Microthlaspi erraticum is the source of this 1266-nucleotide messenger RNA. The record is from the annotation of a GenBank genome assembly. Lineage: Eukaryota; Viridiplantae; Streptophyta; Magnoliopsida; Brassicales; Brassicaceae.